GCAUGAUGUUUGAAAAUUGUAUGAAUCCAGAAUUAGGUGGUUAUUGCUUGCUUAAUCAGGUUGAUUGGAAUACUUGGUUCACUAUGAUGGUCAUGAAAUGAAACUAAAUGAACUAAAGAUCAUAAUGUGUCAUCGCUUUCAGAGUAAAACUAUGUGAGCUGCUGUUAAUACAUCCAGCAAGCUAAUGCAUUUGACCCCAGCUAACAUUAUCAGCACUAAAACACUACAGCCUACCAGCUAAUUCAGUCCAAGCAUUAAACAUUAUACAAUCGAUACAUGCAUUCAAAGCUUUUGACUGUUGGCAGAAUAACUGUGGCCUGCUCAAAACGUGACAGUAAAUAUGAACCUCCUUCAGAUACAGAUCAUUUGGUCUCGUGUUGAAGAUUUUUUCACUGUGAAAGCCCAGACACGACAGCAUGGACUUGCAGUAUGUUUAUGAGCAGGAUUGGGACAAAGAGAGUGAGACUUCCAGAAAAAUCAGCGGGAGACAUGUUGAAUGAGGGUGGGUGAAUCUCAGGUUGGCCCCUCAGUCCCCUGGUUUGAGAGCUUAUAUAAGAACACUUAUGUAAGAUCCAGUGGGGGGCUUAACUGGGCGAUGGGCUGUCUCUGAUGUGAGGGGGUGGAGUCUGAAGCAGCAGGAGGGGAUUGUGGGAUUAGAUGUUUAGAGGGAGGGCUGUAUGUGUGUUUUUAAGUGAAGCGCUAGUAAGAGGAUCUGUGUAUGUGUAUGUAUGUGUAUGUGUGUCUCCACAUCUGUGUUUGGUCGGUGUCUGGAAUACUCUCUCUACAUUCUUUGUCUGGAUGUUUCUCGUCCUCUUUUUCUGUCUUUCUUUUUUCACUCUUCUACCUCCUGCCGCUUUUUUAUAGAGUCAGGGUAGAGAGUUGUCUAGGUUUUUAUUUGAUCAGUCUCUUUGCUUUCAAUGGCAAGUCAGCAUUUUUCUUGCGGUUCGGUAGAGCAGAGGUCAGAUUUGACCGCAGGAAUGAUUCUCACUGUGGGCGAAACGUUCUCAAACGGAGCAGGUUCUGACUCGGAUGCCGGGGGCAUUGGAGAAACUGGGGAGGGGGCGUCUGAACUUGUUGAAAGCGCAGACACUUCUGGAGCUAUGCAGCAGGUGUUGGAUAACCUGGGCGAGUUGCCCGCCACCACCGGGGCUAAAGACAUUGACCUCAUCUUCCUCAAAGGCGUCAUGGAGAGUCCUAUCGUCCGCUCGCUGGCCAAGGCUCAUGAGCGUUUGGAGGAUGUGAAGUUGGAAGCAGUGCAGGAGAAUAACGUGGAGCUUGUGACUGAGAUUCUGGGUGACAUCAGCAGACUGAGCGUACGAGAUGACAGCGCAGCAGAGCUCUCCAAAAUCCUGCAGGAGCCCCAUUUUCAGUCUCUUCUGGAAACCCAUGACAUCGUGGCGUCUAAGUGCUAUGAAGCCCCACCCCCUCCUGAAGUGACCAAUGAUGCGGCAGUAAACAAUGCUCUUAUGCAGGCUGAUGCAGUCAGGAUGAUUGGCAUCCGCAAGAAAGCAGGAGAACCUCUGGGUGUGACCUUUCGAAUGGACAAGGGUGACCUGGUAAUCGCUCGCAUCCUCCACGGAGGGCUGAUUGACAGGCAGGGGCUGCUGCAUGUGGGUGACAUCAUAAAGGAGGUGAAUGGGAAGGACGUCGGCAAUAAUCCCACUGAACUCCAGGAGAUGCUCAAAGAAUGUAGUGGAGGAAUAACACUGAAAAUACUGCCCAGCUACAGAGACGCUGCAGCGCCCCCACAGGUUUAUGUGCAGCCACAUUUUGACUACAAUCCAGCCAAUGACAAUCUAAUUCCAUGCAGAGAGGCGGGGCUUGCAUUCAAAAGGGGUGAUAUCCUGCAGAUUGUCAACCGAGAAGACCCAAACUGGUGGCAGGCGUGCCAUUUAACGGAAGGAGGUACUGGGCUGAUUCCCAGUCAGUUUCUGGAGGAAAAGAGGAAAGCAUUUGUUCCUAGAGACCUGGAUGGAGCAGGAAUCCUAUGUGGAACAAUAACUGGUAAAAAGAAGAAAAAAAUGAUGUACCUCACUGCCAAAAAUGCAGAGUUUGAUCGGCAUGAGCUUCAGAUCUACGAGGAAGUAGCACGUAUGCCGCCGUUUCAGAGGAAAACCCUCAUCCUGAUUGGAGCGCAAGGAGUGGGGCGUCGUAGCCUGAAAAACAGACUAGUUGUGCUACAUCCCACUCGCUUUGGUACCACUGUACCACACACGUCUCGGCGGCCUCGCAGUGACGAGCAAGAUGGUCAGUCAUAUAGAUUUGUAACACAUCUAGAGAUGGAGAUGGACAUCAAGGCGGGCCGGUACCUGGAACACGGAGAGUACGACGGCAACCUCUAUGGUACUAAAAUUGACUCCAUCCAUGAGGUGGUGAACACCGGCCGCACAUGUAUCCUGGACGUCAAUCCCCAGGCUCUGAAGGUGUUAAAAACUGCAGAGUUCAUGCCAUAUGUCGUGUUCAUCGCAGCGCCAGAGUUCGACACACUGAAGGCUAUGCACAAAGCUGUGGUUGAUGCUGGACUCACCACCAAACAGCUCACAGAUGUGGACCUGAAGAAGACCGUGGAUGAAAGCGCUCGCAUCCUGCGGACUUACAGACACUACUUUGACCUCAUCAUUUUCAAUGACAACCUAGACGGUGCGUUUGAGAAACUGCAGUCGGCUGUGGACCAACUCUGUAUUGAAGCGCAGUGGGUUCCAGUGAGCUGGGUUUACUAAGGGAAUCUUUAGAAGAUCACCAUACAAGAGUGUUUGAGUGUGUGUGCGUAUGAUUGGUAUGCGAGGUGAUUGAUGUGGGGCAGUGAAGUUAUGCGUUUGGAUUGACCAACCAAAUGAGCAUCGUCUGCCACGAAAGCACCGUUAGCCCCAGCCUCACUAUUGUGCACACAAUGCAGGGUUUUUCUACUCAAACUGAAAGGGAAGAGUACUUAUUUAUUUUAGUAUUUGUAUGUUUUUAAAGAAUAUCUUUCUAUUUGUGACAUCUUUGGAGUUGGAAGAAAAGAAAAACGAGGAAAACUGAUACUGGCCUUGGCGAAUGAGAGGCCAUUUUUUAAUUUAUUAUUGUAGUUGUUUUUACAUGUGUUUCUCCUUUUUAAUUUUUUUGCAGUACCUGAACCUACUGUGAUGUUUUGAUUUAUAGUACAAGACUACUACAGAGUGUAGCAGGCCAAGGGCUCCUGUAGAACAUUCUAGAUCCUAAAACCAUGAACCAGAAAACUGUUUACAUAGAGCCUGAUCUCCCAACUGUUUAUAUGCUUCUCUUCGUAUCCAGAAGAGAUGCAUUAAAUCUCUUUUAUGCAAAAGUCCAUAUCAAUGUGUGCAGUGUGUUUUGUAAUAUUUCAUUCACCGAUUUUGUCUGUUGUACAACAUUGGGCUGCACGUUGUGUCUGUGUCUUAUUAUCGUUAAAGAAGUGAACAAAUAUUCCUGUUGAGUUCAAUCUUUUUCUUGUUGUUUCUUCUUUCUUGAAUGUCUUUCAAAUUCUGUCCCAGAAUGUCAUGACCUCUCUGCCAAAUGUAUUUUUGUCUCUAUGUCAACAAGACCGUUACAACAAGGCAAUAAACAGACUGGCCAUUGUUAUUCUUUGUUCCUCUUUUUCAUUUAAUAAUAAUAAAAGUGCAUGAUGCAACCAAACAGAAGCUUUUGGAGAAAAUCGCUGCAUUCACUCCUGAUGUGCAGAGAUACACAACAAUAAAGGUAUUUGCAUAAUGUCAUAUAUUCUACAUAUAAGUAAAAAAAAAUUACAGCUGAAGUGCAGUGAUGAGUACAUUAUUAUUUGAAACAUCUGUAUAAGUGAAAUGCCAAAAUGAUACAGUAACACAAAAAAUUUUAUAUUAUCAAACAUAUUACAAUAA
Sinocyclocheilus rhinocerous is the source of this 3854-nucleotide messenger RNA. RefSeq names its product protein associated with LIN7 2, MAGUK p55 family member b (gene pals2b). The record is from RefSeq and is a predicted model, not a curated record. The coding region runs from base 918 to 2720 and encodes 600 amino acids. Gene Ontology annotation, molecular function: protein binding. NCBI's taxonomy places the organism in Eukaryota, Metazoa, Chordata, Actinopteri, Cypriniformes, Cyprinidae. The transcript has 12 exons.